AUGGCCGAAUUGGCAGAGACUGGCAGGAAUCGCACCAUGGAGCCUUCCUCAGCGGACGACACGAAUACGAGUCUUUUGCUCAUGGGAUUUGAUAAUGAACAGAGUGCAAGUGCUGUUAGGACUGCUCUGGCUCGAAUAGCGCAGGAUCCGACAAUAUCUCUGCUUGAAGCUGCUCUACAAUAUCUACUCGCAAUCACAGGCGAUGAACAGGAGCCAAGAGCUGUUCUAUGUACGUUGAAUACUUGCUCAACCUCUGGUCUGGGUCAAGCUCAAUCUGCAACUCUCAACCACCCAAAAGCUCAGACCACUGACACGCUCUUACAAUCAAUCAUAGAUUCACCACCACAUUCACCAAAAGCAAAUCGACCACCUCCCUGCUCGGCCGUGCCUGCAAAAUCUAUAUUAAAACCAUCUAACUCACCACCAGCCAUCAGAUCAACCACAGGCUCGAUAUUCAAAAGAGACUGGCUAGUAAAGCAGGUCGAUACAGCAGCCUCGGUACUCACCGCUACACUGGGAAGAAUAAGAACAGGAACUGUAGCAAUAAACACAAAUGCUACUAGUACACCGACGAGUAAUACUAAUAAUGGACAAUCAUGGACUUCCAUGUUUGGAUCACCACCAGCUACGUCGUCGCCGAUGGAUCAGUCAUGGAAGACCGCAACAAAUGGGCAUGCUAAUGGUAGUGUGAAUGGUUAUGCGACCAUGCCGCACCUAACACCAACCACGUCGCUAUCGAAUGCUUCCUUGUCACCAGCAACACCGCCCGACUUGCAGAGAUCACGAGAGAACUCUGAUCCGAAUAUAGGUGGCGAUCACCCCUCAUCACUAGCUAAAAUACCACGUCACGUCCGUUUCUCGUUUCCAGACAUUACAAUCUCACCAGAAGAACAACCAAUUGACGAGAUGGUGUUCUAUAGCGAAGAGGCAGAUAAUCAGGGUACAAAUGGUAGUAGCAGCAGUAAUAUGCCAUUGACUGUAAAUUCGACUGAUUCUCUGGCACGAAGACAAGCUGGAUCAUCAAGGAACGUGGAUCAUUCUGUUGUGUCGGGGACUAGAAUGCGGGAUCAUACGAAUCGAUAUGAUGCAGAUGAGCUCUUGCUGUUCUACCAGCAGGCAGCGGCACGGAGGGGUGAACCCACACUUGACAAGCUGACAAAUCAGCUGUCGAUUAGUGGGUUUCUGACAAAGCUGGAUUUAUCAGGAUCCAUGUUGGAUAGAAAGAACAUUGCAUCGAUAUCAGAAUUGCUUACGGAAGUGGUUGGCCUAACACAAUUAAACAUGGCCAACUGCAACCUGGAAGAUGAUUCAUUGAAAAUGUUGUUGCAUGCCAUACUCUAUCGUAACGAGCUGCCGUGGCUAUCCCUGGCUGAUAAUCGUCGUCUGCGCGGCAAUGGUAUCAAGUAUAUCGCAGUCUUUAUCAAGAAGACCAAGUCAUUGAAGUAUCUUGAUAUGUCUGGGCUUGCGGUAGAUCGAAAAGGAUUGGCCUAUCUGAAUCAUGCUCUGUCGCCAUCAGAUUCGCAACCUCUUGGUCCGACCAUCGAAGGACUCAAGCUAGAGAAUUGUAGAUUGCGCGGAAAUAUGUUGGAUACCAUAGUUCCAGGAGUAAGAAGAUCAAGAUUGACACAUCUAAGUUUAAAAGACAAUAAGGCAACAUGGGAAGCCGGGCAACCAAUAUCCGAAAUGUUGUUGCCUGAUGACGAUCAACCUGAAGCUGGAAUGCCCAUGUCACCCAAACGACAAGGAUUGACGUCAAUUGAUUUGAGAGGCAACGAUCUGAGGAAUGGAAUAGCCCCUAUUUGUGCCGCUUUGAAUGACAAUGAUAGGUUACGUGAGUUGGAUUUGAGAGAUAAUAAGAUUGAUGGGCCUGGUCUUGAUAUCAUUGCAUCGCUAUUGAGAAAGAAUACUGGUCUUCGUGUUUUGGAUUUGAGCGGAAAUGCCUUCGGUACAGAUAUGGAGGGCAUCACUUCUUUAAAGGAAGCCAUGACUCAGAAUCGCGAUCUACUAGAACUGUAUCUAGCAAAUACUCGCAUAGGCACUGAAGGUGCGAUUGCUCUAGCUGAGGCAUUACCACUAUGCGACAACCUCAAACGGUUGGAUGUCACAUACAAUCCUAUUGACCUCGCUGGUGUGAUGGCUCUCGCAAUCUCAUUGCGAAUGAAUGACAGUUUAGUAUCACUGGAAAUUGUACCCGUCCUUGACCGACCGGGUGUCAAGCCGGAAGAAGCAUCUGAGCUUAAUCGAAUGCUGCACGAUAUUUUUGAGCACACGGGCCGUAAUAUGGAGAUGCUAGCAAAAAGCCGAUCAUCUGUCUCCAAAAACGGUGAUUUGGACACAGAAGAAAACAUGAAUGAUUCACCUCCUCGAUCUCAUACAGUUGGAACUCCACCACGAACGAGACAUUCCCAUGUUAGGAAAGUGACAGUUGAUCCACUUCAGCUUGGUAAAGAGAUUGCAACUGGAGAGGAGACUGCUGGUCUUUUGAUCGAUAUGAUCAAAUCAUAUAGUGCUGAUAGAACCUCGGAGCUCCUCAUAUCGCAAGACGAGCUUAUGAGGCAAUUGUAUGUCGAGUGUCAGAGAAUUCAAGAUAGGCUACAUUCUGUGUUUAAUAAUGUGGUUGAUGAUGCUCUUAUCGGCCAACUAUUAUCCGUAAAUGAACGAUUGCUGGAAGCAAUGAGACUAUAUGAAACAGAAGUUGGUGUAAAAUCGCCUAAAUCACCUCGCCGUCCCCACAAUAAGCCUCAAUACCAACAGCCCCAGCAAGAACAGUCUCAAUCACAGCCACAACGAAUGACAGACGAUGGAAUUGCAAUACCGGCACGCAGUACAUCAGCACUUCCUGAUAGUACUGCCGAACCUUCAGAACAAUCAGAACAACAGCAACCGGAGGACGAUGAUGAUGCUUCGUCUGUCAUCUCAGAGGCAUUAAGUGAUUCUUCCGACAGUGGUAUUGGGAAGGUCGCUCUAGAACAGACAUUUAGUGAUGCCGAGUUCUUUUCAGAAAGUUCUACAGCACAUUUGAGGUCUCCCUCAGUGGCUGCAGAAAUGUCUCAGAUUGACCAGUUUCUGAAGGAAAACUCGUAA
Synchytrium microbalum is the source of this 3084-nucleotide messenger RNA. RefSeq lists its product as uncharacterized. Bases 1 to 3084 code for a protein of 1027 amino acids. The record is from RefSeq and is a predicted model, not a curated record. Gene Ontology annotation, molecular function: ubiquitin binding; phosphatidylinositol binding. The transcript is spliced from 11 exons. Lineage: Eukaryota; Fungi; Chytridiomycota; Chytridiomycetes; Synchytriales; Synchytriaceae.